Messenger RNA from Oncorhynchus tshawytscha (Chinook salmon), 7860 nucleotides. Its product is annotated as phospholipid-transporting ATPase IH-like. Lineage: Eukaryota; Metazoa; Chordata; Actinopteri; Salmoniformes; Salmonidae. Gene Ontology annotation, cellular component: recycling endosome; endoplasmic reticulum; trans-Golgi network. The record is from RefSeq and is a predicted model, not a curated record. The transcript has 30 exons. Gene Ontology annotation, biological process: phospholipid translocation. Bases 421 to 4077 code for a protein of 1218 amino acids. Gene Ontology annotation, molecular function: ATP binding; ATPase-coupled intramembrane lipid carrier activity; magnesium ion binding.
CCACAGCGGAGAGCCAAGAAGAUUACCGGCGCGAGGAAGGUGAGCGAGAGAAGGCAGGAGAGGGAAAAGAAGACGCUACUUCUGACUAGUAGAAGUAGGGGACUUUGCGUCUGAAACAUUAGGGGAAAAGAAUACUGCACUGGCUGCUGAAUCAUAGACUAACAUGCCAGCAUAUGAAUGAAACCAGAACUAUGAAAGCGCGUGGACAUUUGAGCUUUACCUUUCAUAGAGAGACAAAUAGGUGACUGAUCGUAUAGGAUUACAAUAGUCGCACCCAGACUAUUAUAGUUAUUAGGCAGAAAAAGGGGACCGUCCGAAAGUCAUGGAGUAUAGAGUAGAAAUAAAAAAUUAGCUAGCGUCAAAAGAUUAAAGAAGACGGUCAAAAAGAAAUUGCUUGGAGCAGCUGGAACCUGUUAAAGAAUGGAUUUUAGCUCUAUUCGGAAGUUCAUCACCAGAUGGUGUGCUGGAGAGGAGAACUGGGUGGACACCAGGACGGUGUACAUCGGAAACAAGGAGCCCCCACCGGGAGCGGAGGCCUACAUUCCCCAGAGAUACCCCGACAACCGCAUCAUCUCCUCCAAGUACACCUUCUGGAAUUUUGUUCCGAAGAAUUUGUUUGAGCAGUUUAGAAGAAUUGCCAAUUUCUACUUCCUCAUCAUAUUUCUUGUCCAGUUGAUAAUUGACACUCCCACCAGUCCCAUCACCAGCGGACUACCUCUCUUCUUUGUCAUCACUGUCACGGCCAUCAAACAGGGCUAUGAGGACUGGCUCAGGCACAAAGCAGACAAUGCUAUUAACCAGUGUCCUGUGCACGAGGUGCAGCAUGGGAAGGUGAUCAGGAAACAGAGUCGUAAGCUGAGGGUGGGUGAUGUGGUGCUGAUCAAGGAAGAUGAGACGUUCCCCUGUGACCUCAUCCUUCUCUCCACCAGUAGGGAGGACGGGACCUGUUUUGUCACUACAGCCAGUCUGGACGGGGAGUCCAGUCACAAGACCUACUAUGCUGUGCAGGACACUAAGGCCUUCAUCACAGAGGAGGAUUUCGAUACUCUACAGGCUUCUAUUGAAUGUGAACAACCACAACCAGACCUCUACAAAUUUGUGGGCCGAAUCAAUAUUUAUUCGGACAGAAACGAGCCCAUCGCGAGGCCUUUGGGAUCUGAGAACCUACUUCUCAGAGGGGCGACACUGAAAAACACACAGCACAUAUAUGCUGUUGCCAUCUACACUGGUAUGGAGACCAAGAUGGCGCUCAACUACCAGUCCAAGUCCCAGAAACGCUCUGCAGUGGAGAAGUCAAUGAAUGCGUAUCUGAUAGUGUACCUGUGCAUCCUGAUCAGCAAGGCUCUGAUCAACACAGUGCUGAAGUAUGUGUGGCAGGCUGACCCAGACAAAGACGAGCCCUUCUACAACCAGAAGACUGACACAGAGAGGCAACGCCAUAUAUUGAUCCGGGCGUUCACAGACUUCCUGGCCUUCAUGGUGUUGUUUAAUUACAUCAUCCCUGUGUCCAUGUACGUUACCGUGGAGAUGCAGAAGUUCCUGGGGUCCUACUUCAUCAUGUGGGAUGAUGAGAUGUUUGACGAGGAACUGGGAGAGAGGGCUCAGGUUAACACAUCUGACCUCAAUGAAGAACUGGGACAGGUGGAGUAUGUGUUUACAGACAAGACAGGCACCCUGACAGAGAACAACAUGGAGUUUAUAGAGUGCUGUGUGGACGGCUAUGUUUACGUCCCUGAUGCCAUCUGUAAUGGACAGGUCAUGCCAGGGUCAACCAGCAUGGACAUGAUCGACUCUUCACCUGGACCAUGGGGCAAGGAGUCUGAGGAGUUGUUCUUCCGGGCGUUGUGUCUGUGCCACACGGUACAGGUGAAGGAGGAGGAGACAGUGGAUGGCAUCAAGAUUGGUAUCCACCAGAACAAGGCCACCUCCUUCUACAUAUCAUCCUCUCCUGACGAGGUGGCACUGGUGGAGGGCAUGAAGAGGCUUGGCUUCACCUAUCUGCGGCUGAAGGACAGUCACAUGGAGAUUCUUAAUAGGGAGGAUGAGGUCGAGAGGUUUGAGCUGCUGGAGGUAUUGACCUUUGACUCUGUGAGAAGGAGAAUGAGUGUUAUCGUCAGGUCCACCACAGGGGAGUACUACCUGUUCUGUAAAGGGGCCGACUCCUCCAUCUUCCCCAGGGUGAUCUCUGGCAAGGUGGAGCAGGUCAAAGCCAGAGUGGAGCACAACGCUGUGGAGGGCCUACGGACACUGUGCGUGGCGUACAGGAAGUUGAGCGUGGCUCAGUACGAGGAGACGUGUCACCUGCUGAACAGCGCCAAGCUGGCCCUGCAGGACCGAGACAGGAAGCUGGCCGAGGCCUAUGACCUCAUUGAGAAGGACUUCGUACUGCUGGGGGCCACCGCCGUGGAGGACAGGCUCCAGGACAAGGCAGCAGACACCAUCGAGUCUCUCCAGAAGGCUGGGAUGAAGGUGUGGGUGCUGACCGGAGACAAGAUGGAGACGGCGGCGGCUACUUGUUACGCUAGCAAGCUGUUCCGCCGCUCCACACAGAUACUGGAGCUGACCACCAAACGCACCGAGGAACAGAGUCUACAUGACGUUCUGUUUGACCUGAGUAAAACUGUACUCAGGCAGCAUGGUAGCAUGACCAGAGACACCUUCUCAGGUCUGUCUGCUGACUGUGUGGACUACGGUCUGAUCAUCGACGGGGCCACCCUGUCUGCGGUGCUGAAGCCCAGUCAGGAGGACUCCAGUCAGGGGAACUACAAGGAGAUCUUCCUGGAGAUCUGUAGGAACUGCAGCGCUGUGCUCUGCUGCCGCAUGGCUCCCCUCCAAAAGGCACAGAUUGUGAAGCUGAUCAAAUCGUCUCCAGAACACCCCAUCACGCUAGCCAUUGGAGACGGGGCUAAUGAUGUUAGCAUGAUCCUGGAGGCUCACGUGGGCAUCGGCAUCAUGGGUAAAGAGGGUCGCCAGGCAGCGCGGAACAGCGACUACGCCAUCCCGAAGUUCAAACACCUGAAGAAGAUGCUGCUGGUUCACGGACACUACUACUACAUCCGCAUCUCAGAGCUUGUCCAGUACUUCUUCUACAAAAAUGUCGCCUUCAUCUUCCCUCAGUUCCUCUACCAGUUCUUCUGUGGCUUCUCCCAACAGCCGCUGUAUGACACAGCCUAUCUGACACUGUACAAUAUCAGCUUUACCUCUCUACCCAUCCUGCUCUUCAGCCUCAUCGAGCAGCACAUCAACAUGGACAUCCUCAAGAAAGACCCCUCCCUCUACAGGGACAUAGCUAAGAACUCUCUCCUGCGUUGGCCCAUUUUCAUCUACUGGACCUUCCUGGGGGUGUUCGACGCCAUUGUCUUCUUCUUUGGUUCUUACUUCCUGUUCAACAACAGCACCUUCACCAGCAACGGACAGCUAAUGACAACCAACACACAGAUGAUGUUUGGUAACUGGACGUUUGGGACUCUGGUCUUCACUGUGCUGGUGUUCACAGUCACCUUAAAGCUCGCCCUGGACACACACUACUGGACGUGGAUCAACCACUUUGUCAUCUGGGGCUCGCUGCUUUUCUUCGUCAUCUUCUCUCUGCUAUGGGGAGGCAUCAUUUGGCCCUUCCUGAACUACCAGAGGAUGUACUAUGUGUUCAUUCAGAUGUUGUCCAGCGGUCCGGCCUGGCUCAGCAUCAUCCUGCUCAUCGUCACCAGUUUGCUGCCUGACGUGGUCAAGAAGGUCGUCUGCAGGGCCCUGUGGCCCACCACCACAGAACGCAUCCAGCUGUAUGCUGCCUGUGGAUAUAUUCCAGGUCUUCUUCAAAAUGCAGACAAGCUGUAUAACGGCCAGCUAUCGGAGUUCACCCCGCUGGCAUCUCUCCACGCGCCCACGCGCAGGAGGGCCGACCACCAGAACCCCAUUCCCAGAAGGUCUGAACACUUCACCAAAAAACUCAUGUUUACCCACUGGAGGAGCGGGCCCGACUACUGCACUUUCACCCCACUCCUCCGAUUCGCCGGCAACUCCCGUCACUCUGGGGCUGGCUACGCCCAAAAUGGGGCAGGGCCUGAGACCUCGGUGUAGUCUAGAGUGGAGUGUAGUCUGAUUUAGACUGGAAGUCUAGACCAAUAUUUCAGUGUUGAGUGGUCACUGGAACAAUCUGUCCUCUAGACAAUAGAUACCUAAUCUAGACGCGUACAGUUACCAAUGUCAUUGUGAAAAAGCAAACAAACACCAAAUACACACAGAAGGACGAUCCACAUGAUCCACAGUCCUACGGCUGUGUUGUGUUAGCACAAGGAGCUGAGUGAACUGAACAGACUUGGCUCCAGGCAAGCAGUGCCUGUGGAUUGGUGGAAAGGGCCUUGGCUCCACCCAUUAAUGUCUACUGUGGGUCCAACCCCUCAGACCCACCCUGCAGUGUGUGGGUGUGUGCCACUCCCCCGUAUCUGUCUGCCAACUGUCUGUCAGUGAUGAUGUCAUUUGAAGUGUCAUAAAGCAGGGAUGCCCAGUAUGAAUGGAAGAUGUUCAGAGGUAUUGCAUGUGCUUUAACUGACCACACUUUCCUGUUUUUCUUUUCUUUUGUCUUGUCUUUUCCUCUCUUCCUCUCUCUUUCUGUCCUGCUUUCUAUAGAACAAACUGGUGUUGCCUCUGUGCAUAUGUCUUAUCCAGGAACACGCCAUAAGACACUAGUCUUUUCCAGUUCAGUUGUAAGUGGCUGGGCCGUGAUAGUGGUUUAUCUCUGCUGGACUAGAGACAGUUCUGUGUGUGUAGUAUCCCGUGUCAUAGACUGUCCUUGUGUCUACUGUGGAGUGAUGUGAUUAUACCUCCAUUCCCCCUUGUAACCGUCCCAUUUCCUGACAUGGAAGCUGAGGCAUCCUGCCUCACGUAGUGCUAAGGACCCACAGUGGGAAACCAGUAUGCAUGGGAAUCCUUUUCCGCUUUAACAUCUACACAGUGUUUCCUUUGAAAUACACAGUAGUCUGGAACCAAAGGCUCAGAAAAUACUUUUUCAAUGGCUUGCCUUGCUGGUUAUUGCCUUACACUGAGACUGGGUGGGACAGAGGAAGAGAAAUUCUGCCUUACACCACACCAGGAUUGGUGGACAGUAUUAGAUAGGAGAGAGAACCUACUUUGUUUCUGGGCUUUAACGUUGUCCAUGUAGAUAUCUAACAUCUCUCACACUCAGAUCUGAAGCCUUUAAAGAGCAGUGGAUCUCUGUUACAGAAAUACAACAUGUAGAAUGUAGACAUUAUGCUUCGCUGCUUUGCUCUGUCCCUUGGCAUAAAUAAUAUAGAACAUACCCAUAGAAGUCUCACACGAUUUGUGAGAGCCUCAUGAAGGUGUUAUAAGUGUGUUAUAAUUCUCUCUCAAGAGUCUGUCAGGGGUCUUACCAUCUCAUCUGUCACUGUGUGCUCUCUCCCUCCCUCAGAUCAUCUCUGUUUAAUUUUUUCAUGUGUUUUUUUUUUUACCUCUACCGUUUCUCCUCUUGUUCCUUUUGAAGUGAUGCUCGUGUGGAUCUGUCCUCUCGAGCCUCACUACAUCUCCUCCUCCUCACUGCCGCCUCCUCUCAUCCUCCACUCCUCCUCUCAUCCAUUCAUCCAUUCACUCCUUCAUCCGGUCAUGCAUCCCUCCAUCCGUCUCCUAAGAGCACAGUCUGUGUGGUGGGUGUGAGGAGAGAGAGAACGAGAAAGGGAGAUGGAGGGGGGACUGUACCAAAACCAAGGUUUUUCUAGACACAUUUAGCUGCUUGACAGUAUAUGUCUUGUGGUCCUGUGGUGCAUUGUGGGAUCAGUUCAAACCAAGAGGAACAAAAGUAUAUGGAUGUCCCAUAUAUAGAUAAGGAUGUUGUUAUACACUGUGCGCGCGCGCGUGUGUGUGUGUGUGUGCGUGCGUGCGUGCGUCUGUUUCAUUGAAAGCAGCAAUGAUAUUUAAGAUGGCCAUCUGUUAUUAGGUGGUAUUAUGAAUCUUCACUGAAAUGUAAAGACACUGAACAUUACACCACAGUCAGACCUAUAAUACUGGACAUUAUAAUACUGGACAUUACACCACAGUCAGGACUAUAAUACUGGACAUUACACCACAGUCAGGACUAUAAUACUGGACAUUACACCACAGUCAGAACUAUAACACUGGACAUUACACCACAGUCAGGACUAUAAUACUGGACAUUACACCACAGUCAGGACUAUAACACUGGACAUUACACCCCAGUCAGAACUAUAACACUGGACAUUGCUAUGACAAGGUUUACAAAUAAUGAAUGAAUUAGUGAAUGAUUGAUUCAUGAAUGAAUGAUUACAAUGGAUGACUAAAUUAUGAUUGGCCAGCUGUAAGGAAGUGGAUGACUCCAAAAAUGGUGAGAACUAGUGUUUUUAUCAGCACUUCUGUGGUCAUCUGUUAAUUAGUUACAGGAUGAAUGAGACUGGUAUUAGACAGUCAUUUAGGAUUGUUUAUAAUGUUGACUGACUUGUUUGAAUGUUCUGCCUCUGUCAUACCACUGGAUGUAAUGAGCUUCUCUGUGAGUUUAUGAAUCAAACAAGCAUAACUUCUCUUUCUCUGACAGUUCAACACUCUCCAAACUGAAAUAUGACUUCUCUCUCUCUUAAUUGCUUUGAGGUCUAGUCCAGUCGAAACCUAUUCCAUAAAAGCUUGAAAACUUGAAGCAAACUAGGCUAUUAUAGGUUGACUGUGUUGUCUAGAAUUGAUUGUAUUGCGAUUCUUUGUUUGAUAUUCUGUAUAGCAUUUUGUCUCUGUUAGGUUUCCUGUUUGAAAAGGCCUAGAGCUCAACUCAAUAAUCAGUUGGUUUGGAGGAAAAUGUUGGUUUUGUGAGCGACAAACACUCAGAAAGAUGGAGAAAGAGAGAGUAUGUGCAUUUGACUGUUUUAGUCCUGUAGGUGUUGCUGGCUAUGCUUCAGAAUAUUGAAUGUAUAUGAAGCCUACUCCUUAAAGCCUGUCAUUGACAGAUAUCUGUGUUUUAGGAUCUUAGUAAUAUCAGCAAACAAGGAUGGAUGCUAUUGAACAAAACUCUCACGUGUUCAACUGUGAGCUGGCUUGUUGCUGUUAGAAUUAUGUUGGACAAACCACUGCAGUACAUCAGAACGUUUCCAUGAUCCAGAACGGAAAUGAUCACCAAAUACUGACACGUAGUAGGAAUGUAGUGUUUUUCAGGCAGCAACCCUGUUCUGAUCAGAAUGCUCUCAUCCAGGUAUUUUGGUACAUCUUAGAAAAAUCCUGUCUUGUCAUUUUUAUAUUCAGAAGGGGAGACCUCUUCACUCACUCGUUUUUUCUCUUCUGGUUCAAUGAAUGUCUAACUAAGCAGACCAGACCGAGUUGCUGUUGUAUUGGUGUCUAUGGAAACACCCAGUUAAGUAGACCGUAACAUACCAUUUUAUUCAACGGUCAACAGCCUGAGUGAACUAUCUUAAUUAAGCCACCAUCUUUGCAGCUGUCAUGGGGAAGAGAGACAUCACGCAAAUGAAACAAUAUAGCUUUACAAUUCUGCUUUCUGUCAGUUAAUAUACUAAGAUAUCCAAGUACAAUUGUCUCUUCUGUGUUCCUGCACUGACAUAAUACAUGUUUCUCGCAUGAAAUAUGGGUUUGUUUUUUAAAAAUAUACUUUGAAAGCCAUUGACUAUGGGUUAAUGAAUAACUAUAGUAGAUGGUUAUUGUUCUAAUAUAUAACUUUACUGACUUAGUAAGGCUUGAACUUUACAGCCAGCCUUUACAGUUUAACAGAAUGUGUAUUUCUCUUUUACAAUGCAUCGGCACAUAGCGUUAUGACAUCACUCAUAACUUUGACUAUAUUUAAAUCUAUGUAUACUUCUGUACACUCUUUAAGGUAUGUGUGUGUGUGUGUGUGUGUGU